UGCUCAUUAGUGCAGUCAGCUCCUGUGUUGAAAGACUGAAGGGGACUUUUUCUUUACAAGGAUACAAGGAUUCUUUCUCUAACCCAAAACAAUUCCCACCAACAUGACCUCUAAUUCCAAUUUAUCCAACAUGCGACGGCUGGUAGAACAACUGAAGCUCGAGGCCAGCGUGGAGAGAAUCAAGGUGUCCCAGGCGGCUGCAGAGCUCCAGCAGUACUGUCUGCAGAACGCAGGUAAAGAUGCGCUGCUGGUCGGAGUACCCACAGGCAGCAACCCCUUCAGAGAGCCACGCUCCUGUGCUGUAGUGUGAAGAGGAGGAAGGAGUAGAAACAACUGUGGCAUCUCACUCACAGAAGACAAUCAUUCCAUUUUGUCUGUAUCCAUUUUUUAAAUAGAAAAGCACAUAAAAAAUUUGCUUUCACAAUUCAUUUUUCAAAUAAACGUCUUGUUUUUCUACAUGGCCAUACAAUUUGCUUUUUUUAAAAACAUUAUUAAAAGGCUUUACAGAAA
Messenger RNA from Sebastes umbrosus (honeycomb rockfish), 510 nucleotides. It is a transcript of the gene gng10, whose product is annotated as guanine nucleotide binding protein (G protein), gamma 10. The coding region runs from base 104 to 310 and encodes 68 amino acids. The record is from RefSeq and is a predicted model, not a curated record. Gene Ontology annotation, cellular component: heterotrimeric G-protein complex. Gene Ontology annotation, molecular function: G-protein beta-subunit binding. The transcript has 3 exons. Gene Ontology annotation, biological process: G protein-coupled receptor signaling pathway. Lineage: Eukaryota; Metazoa; Chordata; Actinopteri; Perciformes; Sebastidae.